UCAAGAAGUCUUUUGGCUGAGUGCACUGAGAAGAGGAGAGAUGAGCGCUGAGGAGCCUGACCACAAGAACUCCCCAACCCUCAGCCCGGUUUUCUUGACCAACACCACCGCUACCAACCUUACUGCAUCCAGCCCUUUGCCCCCAGGGGAGAUUCCGCAGCCCCUGUCCAUCAUCAUUGCUCUGGCCUGCAUCUUCCUUCUGCUUGCGACUUUCCUGCUUUUUGUCACCCUCUGCAAGCCGGCAGCCAUGGACCCCACCCGCCACAGCCCUCAUGAAUGCAUGCCCUACCACCCAGAGACGUCCAGUGAGCCCCAGCUCCGUUUCUGGAAGCGUCUUGGCUCCCUGCGCCAGUCUAUUCACAGCUUCCGCCGCGGCCGGCCCGGAUCUCAGCACCCUGGGCCGGCCAUCCACCAGCCUCUACCUGAUCGGGAUUGGGGCCUAAUGGAAUCAACCAAGAUGUGAUGUGGUAGAGUGAGGGGCUGGAGGUCCGCUUGUCCCUGUCCCAGAUCCAGGUUCCCCCAGGCUGAUGGGUGUCAAGUGUGGGUGGGGCAACCUCCCCAAAAGCUGGUCUACUGGGCAGCCCAUCUCCACUGUGACUUCACCUAGCCCCAACUGCACCCUUCUAUCCUUAGAAAAAAUACAAGAAAAGCUGAAGGUCCUUAAACUCUAUUGUCCCACUCCAGACAUAGAUCUUGGACAUGGUCAUUUGCUUCCCACUGGAAGGUCUAUUCAGGAAUAAACUGGAGAAUUGUAACCAGGUUAGCAGGAGGUACCCACCAACCCAAGCAAGGAUUUCCCUUGGAAAUC
Messenger RNA from Trichosurus vulpecula (common brushtail), 808 nucleotides. RefSeq names its product chromosome 8 C10orf105 homolog (gene C8H10orf105). The transcript has 2 exons. The coding region runs from base 41 to 463 and encodes 140 amino acids. The record is from RefSeq and is a predicted model, not a curated record. Lineage: Eukaryota; Metazoa; Chordata; Mammalia; Diprotodontia; Phalangeridae.